AUGCCCCCAGAAAAUGAUGAUGAUGAAGAUGAUGAUGCUGCUUGUGAUGAAGAAAUAUCUACUACCUGGCGGAUAUUUCUGAUGCCCUUUGUUUGCGGGUUGUGUCUGCGACCGCCGCCCCAGAAGCCUGCGGCGCGGUUCAGCCGCAUGCACGUUCGCUCAAUCACAUGUCUGAGAGAUUAUACUUCUACCAGCUUCUUCUCUACUGCUGUUGAUGUUACUGCUGCUCUUUCUGCUAAAACAGCUGCUGCUUCUGCUGUAACAGCUGGUUAUAUAUCUACUGUUACUGCUGCUGCUCUUUCUGCUCCCACAGCUGCUGAUUCUGCUGUUACUUCUGCUGCUGCUGCUCCUGUUACUGCUACUAUUGCUCCUCCUAUAAUUGCUUUUACUUCUGCUACUUCUUCUUCUUCUGCUGUUGCUGUUACUGCUAUUAUUGCUGCUCUUGCUACUGCUCCUAAAACUGCUUUUACUUUUGCUUCUACUGCUACUUCUUCUGCUGUUCCUGUUACUACUUCUAUUGUUGCUCCUGUUACUGCUAGUAUUGCUCCUGCUGCUGCUCCUAUUACUGCUUCCAUUGCUGCUUCUGCUGUUUCUUCUUUUUCUGCUGCUGCUACUGCUUUUUCUGUUGUUCCUGUUACCUAUUUUAACUCUGCUGCUCUUGCUACUGCUUUUUCUGCUGCUACUGCUGUUUCUGCUGCUCUUGUAACUGCUUUUCCUGCUGCUGCUACUGCUUUUUCUGCUGUUCCUGUUACUGCUUUUACUACUGCUAAUACUGCUUUUACUGCUAUUGCUACUGCUUUUCCUGCUGCUCUUGCUACUGCUUUUCCUACUGCCCAUGUUACUGUUACUUCAACUGCUUCUACCGCUUCAAAUGCUGCUCCUGUUACCGAUUUUAACUCUGCUGCAGCUGCAGCUGCUGCUGGUGCUGUUGCUGCUGUUGCUGCUGCUGUUGCUGCUACUGCUGCGUCGUCAAUUAAUUCUGCCGACCUGCUCUGCGCCUAA
This is a messenger RNA of Macrobrachium nipponense, 1002 nucleotides long. Its product is annotated as ice-structuring glycoprotein-like. The record is from RefSeq and is a predicted model, not a curated record. The coding region runs from base 1 to 1002 and encodes 333 amino acids. NCBI's taxonomy places the organism in Eukaryota, Metazoa, Arthropoda, Malacostraca, Decapoda, Palaemonidae. The transcript is spliced from 2 exons.